CUGAAGCCUCCUGUGCUGAGCAUCCAUGGAGAACAAAAAGGAGGAGAAAAAUGAUUCAAACAUCGAUGAUAAGCCAGAAAUCAACUAUGCAGGAAUCAAAGCUAUGCCUUUUAUAAUUGGAAAUGAGAGUUUUGAGAAGCUUGGCACCAUAGGUUCUUCACAAAACCUUGUGGUGUAUCUAACAACAGUUUUUAACAUGAAGAGCGUGAAGGCCACAACCUUUAUAAACGUCUUCAACGGCACUGCAAGUAUAGCCACCUUAGUUGGAGCCUUCCUUUCUGAUACUUAUUUUGGACGUUACAACUCUCUGGGUUUUGCUUCUGUUGCUUCUUUCUUGGGAAUGCUUGUUCUAAUGCUAACAGCAGCAAUCCCCAAUCUUCAUCCUCCAAAAUGUGCAGCAGGGGAGAGCAACAGCAACUGUAUCAGCCCAACUCCGUGGCAAUUUGCUUUUCUACUAAGUGCAUUUGGGUUCUUAGUCAUUGGAGCUGGUGGCAUUAGGCCUUGCAAUUUAGCCUUUGGGGCUGACCAAUUCAAUCCCAAUACAGAAUCAGGCAAAAAGGGUAUUAGUAGUUUUGUCAAUUGGUACUUUAUCACCUACACAGUUGCAGUUAUGGUAUCUGCCACUGCUAUUGUCUAUGUGCAAUCAGAUGUUAGUUGGGCUAUUGGUUUGGCUAUUCCUGCAUUUCUUAUGUUCCUUUCUUGUACUGUUUUCUUUCUGGGAACAAGAAUUUAUGUUAUUGUUAAACCUCAAGGUAGUCCCUUGACUAGUGUAGCUCAAGUACUUGUAGCUGCUGCGAAGAAGCAAUCCUUGAAGCUUCCUCAAAAUCCAGCAGCUUCUCUUUUCAAUUUCAUUCCUUCCAAAUCUUUAAACUCCAAGCUUCCACAUACAAACCAGUUCAGGUUCCUUGACAAGGCAGCAAUUAUCACAAGCGACAGCGAAAUCAACUUAGAUGGGUCUGCUAAGAAUCCAUGGAGACUUUGCAGCAUUCAACAAGUUGAAGAAGUGAAAUGUUGGGUAAGAAUAUUUCCCUUAUGGGCAUCAGCUAUAAUAUUCCAUCUUCCUUUGAUUCAACAACAGACAUAUCCAGUUCUACAAGCUCUUCAGCUAGACAGAAGAUUAGGCACUAGUGGUUUUAAGAUACCUGCUGCUACUUAUACAAUCUUUACUAUGCUAACUCUCACCGUUUGGAUUCCUAUCUACGACCGGAUUGUCGUUCCAUAUCUUCAAAGACUCACUGGCAAAGAAGGUGGAUUCACAUUACUUCAAAGAAUGGGAAUUGGAAUUAUUCUUUCAAUUCUUUGUAUGCUGGUUUCUGGUUUAGUUGAAGAACAUAGAAGAAAUCUGGCAUUUAACAAGCCUACACUUGGGAUUGCACAAAAAGGAGGUAAAAUUUCAUCAAUAUCUGGUAUGUGGUUAGUACCUCAACUAGCAAUUUCAGGAUUAGCAGAGGGUUUCAAUUAUGUUGCUCAAAUUGAGUUUUACUAUAAGCAAUUCCCAGAAAAUAUGAGGAGUAUCGCUCAAUCUUUCUUCUUUGCUAGCCAGGCAAUCUCAAGCUAUUUAAGUGGGUUUCUUGUUUCUAUAGUUCAUCAAAUUACUUCAGGGACCGCAACUGGAGAUUGGCUAGCUGAGGAUCUUAAUGAGGGGAAGUUGGAUUAUUUUUAUUACAUGAUUGGUGUGUUUGAGAUCGUUAACUUAAUGUAUUUUCUAGUAUGUGCUAAGUGGUAUAGAUACACAGGAGUUGAUGAUACAUCAGUUGAACUGGCCAAGGGAACCAAGGAAUCCCAGAAGCAAAUUGUCUGAAUUGGAAUGUUUGAAUGGAAUUAUACAAUUACUUAA
Molecule: messenger RNA, 1837 nt
Organism: Jatropha curcas
Lineage: Eukaryota; Viridiplantae; Streptophyta; Magnoliopsida; Malpighiales; Euphorbiaceae
Product: protein NRT1/ PTR FAMILY 2.10
Biological process (GO): transmembrane transport
Cellular component (GO): membrane
Molecular function (GO): transmembrane transporter activity
Source: RefSeq, a predicted model, not a curated record